GGGAGCUAAAAAAGCAAAAACCCUUUUCGUUUUUCAUGACGUAGACUCGUAGAGUUUGUCUUAAGAAAUAAUGUGUAUUGUUUGUAUACACAGCAAGCUCUGUGUGCUUUGUUAUCUUCUCCUCCUCAGAUAAAUUAUCACUUCGCUUUCACCAUUACCAAACAAAAACACGAACACAAAUCAUACGCGGAAGAGAGACGGGGGGUUAUGUUAUGGAUUCUCAUCGAUCUCCAAUUUCAGUUCCUCAAGUUUUCAGCUAUAUAUGUUCGUGGAAUUGCGCCGGGGUCCGGUCGGAUAAACCAGUUUUCCGGCAACUCCGUCAAGUUCCUGCCUUCUAGCUUCUGAAAAUUUCUGGUCAAACCUUGCAGGAGUUGAUAUCAAGGUUUCAAUCUCCUCGUCUGCUUUGAUUUUUUGAGUCUACAAACACAAUUGGGUUGCCUGGAGAAGUUGAAUAGGUAAUGGGGCAAUUAUCCUCCAUGUUCAGCGGGCUAGCGCGGUCACUAUCAUUCAAGAUAGGGAAGAACAAUGAUGAGAAGUCCGGUGCAAGAGGAGCUGCAGAAGCAAUGGCGAAGGAGGCGAAGAAGAAUGACAUGAUCCUACGCUCUUCGGGGAUUGUUGAUGUCGAUGGUUCAAAUAAUUUUGCUUCUGUUUUCUCGAAGAGAGGCGAGAAAGGAGUCAACCAGGAUUGCUGCAUUGUGUGGGAGGGAUUUGGGUGCCAAGAGGAUAUGAUGUUUUGUGGGAUUUUCGACGGGCAUGGUCCAUGGGGACAUUUUGUGGCAAAACAGAUAAGAGAAACAAUGCCACCCUCUCUGUUGUGCAGUUGGCAAGAGACCCUAGCUCAAACUUCUAUUGACCUGGAUUCGGAUAAAAAGUGUCACCGAUUUAAUAUAUGGAAGGAUUCCUAUAUCAAAACUUGUGCUGCCAUUGAUCACGAGCUUGGACAGCAUCGUAGAAUCGAUUCCUUUUACAGCGGAACAACUGCCCUGAGUAUUGUCAGACAGGGCGAGCUCAUUUUCAUAGCAAAUGUUGGCGAUUCUCGCGCUGUUUUGGCCACAACUUUAGAUGAUGGAAGCUUGGUGCCGGUUCAGCUUACUGUCGAUUUCAAGCCUAGUUUGCCUCAGGAGGCGGAGAGAAUAAUUCAAAGCAAUGGACGCGUUUUCUGUUUAGAUGAUGAGCCGGGAGUGCAAAGGGUGUGGCAGCCGGACGGAGAGACACCAGGACUAGCAAUGUCUAGAGCCUUUGGAGAUUACUGUGUGAAGGACUUUGGUCUCAUUUCUGUGCCUGAAGUGUCACAGAGAAAUAUAACAAGCAGAGAUCAGUUUGUUGUGUUGGCAACUGAUGGGGUUUGGGAUGUCGUUUCAAAUCAAGAAGCCGUGCAGAUUGUAAGCUCGACUGCAGAGCCCGGGAAGGCUGCAAAGCGUCUGGUGGAGUUCGCUGCGCAAGCAUGGAAGCGCAAGAGGAGGGGAAUCGCGAUGGACGACAUUUCUGCCAUUUGCCUCUUCUUUCACUCCACUUCCCCUCUGGCUGAAUCCCAGCAAGUUCACCCAUUUAGUAUUGCCACCCCAAAAUAGCAAAUGCAGAAAAUCUUUGUUCCUUCUCCUUGUUUAUCUUAUAUCUUUGUAAUUUUUAUUAGACUUUUAUUUAGGAAAUUGCGCAAGCAAGCUAAAGAUGUUGGUUCGAGUUUCAAUCCAACAGUUAGGUGUUUUCGUCA
Pyrus x bretschneideri (Chinese white pear) is the source of this 1711-nucleotide messenger RNA. Its product is annotated as probable protein phosphatase 2C 34. NCBI's taxonomy places the organism in Eukaryota, Viridiplantae, Streptophyta, Magnoliopsida, Rosales, Rosaceae. Gene Ontology annotation, molecular function: protein serine/threonine phosphatase activity. The record is from RefSeq and is a predicted model, not a curated record. Gene Ontology annotation, biological process: protein dephosphorylation. The coding region runs from base 459 to 1571 and encodes 370 amino acids. The transcript is spliced from 6 exons.